Lachancea fermentati is the source of this 2943-nucleotide messenger RNA. The record is from the annotation of a GenBank genome assembly. NCBI's taxonomy places the organism in Eukaryota, Fungi, Ascomycota, Saccharomycetes, Saccharomycetales, Saccharomycetaceae.
AUGAAGGAAGAUAGCAAUGCAGUACUGCACGUAACUGGAAUGACAUGUGGUGCGUGUGUAAGUGCGGUUGAAGGUCAAGUCAAAGCUAUAGAAGGAGUCGAUGAGGUAGUGGUUUCGCUAGUGACAGAGGAAUGCCAUGUCAAAUAUGAUUCGGAAAAAACAAACGUGGAGGUAGUGAGAGAUUCGAUAAUGGACUGUGGAUUUGGGGCCGAUAUUGUAGACUCAACCGUCGCGGAGUCGACUCGAACGGCGCUUUUAUCGGUAAGCGGCAUGACUUGCGGAGCUUGUUCUGCGGCAAUCACCCAGCAGUUGAGUGAACUGCAUGGUGUUGAAGACGCCAAUGUAUCUUUGGUCACGUCGGAGUGUAAAGUCGUGUAUCGUCCUGCGAUUGUGACAGUAGAGCAGCUAAAGGAGGCUAUAGAGGACUGUGGUUUCGGAGCCGAAAUCCUGGACCAAAACAUUGCGCAGCAAGGUUCGCGCUUCAAGAAGACGACCUUAAGGAUCUUCGGUCUCGCCUACGGUGCAUACACAUCGAGUAUAGAAGCAGAGUUUGUGCAGGAACCGGGUGUGCGUUCAGUGUCGUUUUCGCUUGCUACCGAGGAGGCCUCCAUAGAGUAUGAUCCUGAGGUUUUGGGUAUCCGCGCUAUUGUUUCGCGGAUUGAAAAUCUUGGGCUGGAAGCUAUAGUAGCCAACACUAUUGACAAUUCUACACAAGUCAAACUGCUGGCACGGACGCGCGAAAUCAAGUUUUGGAGGCAUACUUGCUUGAUAUCCUGCUUUUGCGUAUUACUCCUGAUGGGCAUUUACAAGUUGGUUCCAAUGUGGUUUCCAUCCAUACGAACGCACUUUCUUUACGUACAAACACCCAUUCCUGGUCUCUUCUACCGUGAUAUCGUCGGUUUCAUCAUUACAACUUACGUGCAAUUUUUCCUUGGCUGGCGAUUUUUCACGGCUGCUUGGAACUCUUUCAAACAUGGCUCGGGUUCAAUGGAUACUUUCAUCUGUAUCUCUACGUCAUCUGCAUAUGCAUUUUCUAUUUUCUCCAUUGGUUUGAAUAUCUAUAGAAAAUCUGAAAAGUUGCCCAACGUAAUAUUCGAUGCGUCUGCUAUGCUAAUAGGAUUCAUAUCCAUCGGCAAGUUACUUGAAAACAUGGCCAAAUCCAAAACUAAUACUGCCCUUACAAAGCUUAUUUCAUUGGCUCCAUCGACGUGUACUAUUGUUGAAGGUGACGGCAUUCGAGAAAUAUCAGUAGACCUUCUACAAGUCGGUGACAUUAUAGAAAUGAAGCCUGGUGCUAAGAUACCAACUGAUGGCGUUGUUACUGAAGGUGAAAGCGAGGUUGAUGAAUCGCUUAUAACUGGCGAAUCGCUAUUGGUACACAAAUUACCAAGGUCGUCGGUUGUUGGCGGUUCUAUCAAUGGGCCUGGUACCUUCAAAUUCGAAGCAACCAAAGUUGGCGACGACACUCAGCUGGCAAACAUUAUUCAGACAAUGAAACAAGCUCAACUAAGCAAAGCUCCCAUGCAACAGUAUGCUGAUUAUUUGGCUUCUAAAUUUGUCCCAUUCAUACUUACUUUGGCACUCCUGACUUUCAUCCUAUGGAUUGUCCUAUCUCAUAUCCUUCCUCAUCCACCUGCCAUUUUUAACAAUUCAAACGGAAAAUUUUUUGUUUGUCUUAAGAUUGCGAUUUCUGUUGUGGUCGUAGCAUGUCCCUGUGCAUUAGGACUAGCAGCUCCGACUGCUAUUAUGGUCGGUACAGGUGUUGGUGCUCGCCACGGCGUGUUGAUCAAGGGGGGUGACGUUUUGGAGAAGUGCAAUUCUUUAGAUGUGUUCUUAUUUGAUAAGACGGGAACGCUUACAACUGGCCAAAUGACUGUGGAGAAUUUCAUCAGCGCUGAGGGAGCCAAACAACUUACAACCGAGGAGGUUCUAUGUAUCAAUGCUGCAGAAUCUGUCAGCGAGCAUCCAACCGGGAAAGCCAUCUUCGAGUACACUGAGAAGCUUUUAGCAGAUGUGAACAGAUCGGUCUCCGUAAUAAAAAGUGAAAUUGUUGUGGGGGGAGGUUUGACAUGUGUUUGUGAGCUUGAUGGUGUGGAGUACAAGGUCGCCAUUGGUAAUAAAUCAAUUGUGGCUGAUAAGAAAUCUUUUUCACAUUCUGGCAAAACAACGGCGAGCGUGCAAAUUAAUGAUAAGUUGGUUGGAACUUUUGAGAUCACGGAUUUUGUCAAAAGAGAUGCUGGUGAUGCUGUUCAAUAUCUGAUCUCUAAAGGUUAUUGCGUUUGCAUGGUCACUGGUGACAACCAUAGGGCUGCAAUGAAGGUUGCUCAGGAAGUCGGCAUUGAGGCUAACAAUAUCUACAGUGAGGUCACCCCUCAGCAGAAGAACGAUAUUGUCCUACAAUUACAAGAUGGGGGCCGCAAAAACGUUGCCUUUGUUGGUGACGGAAUCAACGACUCUCCUGCACUUGUUUCUAGUGAUCUGGGAUUUUCUAUAUCUACUGGGACUGACAUCGCUAUGGAAGCUGCUGAUAUAAUAGUGUUGGACAGUGCAGACUCCAGUAGAGCGUCAUUGAGGGGUCUAAUAUAUGCGCUCGAUAUCGCGCAGGCGACCUUCCGUCGUGUUAAGUUGAACUUCUUUUGGGCUAUUUGCUAUAACAUGUUCAUGUUGCCGAUUGCAAUGGGUGUUCUUGUGCCUUGGGGAAUCACACUAAGUCCCAUUGUUGCGGGUGCCUCAAUGGCAGCCAGUUCUGUCAGUGUUGUAGCAAGCUCAUUGCUACUCAACAGGUGGCAGCCACCGCGCUUGGCAACAAAUAAUGAUAAAUCCCGGACACCAGGUUGGUUUAGAAGGCUCUUCAGCAAAGAACGGAGGAGCGAAGAGGAUAUCGAGCUCCAAAUGGGCUUGGUUCGCGAAUCUCAAGAUGAAUCAACCGAAGCUCCAGUAUAG